Messenger RNA from Drosophila navojoa, 1561 nucleotides. RefSeq names its product Netrin-A (gene NetA). Gene Ontology annotation, molecular function: protein binding. The record is from RefSeq and is a predicted model, not a curated record. Gene Ontology annotation, biological process: dendrite development; tissue development; animal organ morphogenesis. Lineage: Eukaryota; Metazoa; Arthropoda; Insecta; Diptera; Drosophilidae. Gene Ontology annotation, cellular component: basement membrane.
CAGUCGACUGUGAACUGGCAGGCCGACUUGACGUUAACCGAAGACCGAACGACGACGACAACCAGAGCAACGACAACCACGACCUACGCGACUCGCGCGCGAUUUAAAACGCUCUCAACCCACGUACCAAAAAACGCUUGCGCGCGCUGCUCAGGACGCUGCCUGGCAAAAAGUGUAAACGGAACAAUUGAGUGCGUUUCUGUGCUUGUGCCAUUCAACUUGCAACAAUUAACAGUUAACAGUGAAAUAUAAAUACUUUUUUUUUUUCGUGUGAUUUGUGUGUGAUUUGCCCAUUGUGAACGGCUGCGCCAUGCAACGCUGGCAACUGUUUCUCUUGAGCCUGGGCGCGAUUUCAGCGCUGGCCAAGCCCAACGAUGCGUUCCUCAAAAUGCUGUCCCUGCCCCGUGUCGAGGAUCCGUGCUACGACUACGAAAAGGCACGCGCCUGCAUUCCGGACUUUGUGAACGCCGCCUACGAUGCGCCCGUCGUGGCCAGCAGCACCUGUGGCGCCCAGCAGCCGCAGCGCUACUGCGAAUUCCAGGACCAGAGCAGCCGAGCAACUGGCUCCGGUUCCGGCUCCAGCGCUGGCGAGAUGCAGUGCCACAGCUGCGAGGCGAACAGCUUUCCGCCACGCGCCCUCACCGAUCUGAACAACUCCAACAACGUGACCUGCUGGCGAUCGGCGCCGAUUGCGCCCGGCUCCAGCUAUGCCGGCGGCGGCCAGUGGGGCGACAAUGUCACCUUGACCCUGUCCCUGGGCAAGAAGUACGAGCUCACCUAUGUCAGUCUGCAGUUCUGUCCCCGUGCCCCACGGCCCGACUCCCUGGUCAUCUACAAGAGCUCCGACUACGGCCGCACCUGGCAGCCCUUCCAGUACUACAGCUCGCAGUGCCGCCGCCUCUUCGGCCGGCCCGCCCGCACCACCGUCACCAAGCACAAAGAGCAGGAGGCGCGCUGCAGCGACGCCCAUCGACAUGGCCACGACGCCAACGGCGCUGGCAGCGGCGGCAUGGCCUCGCGCAUCGCCUUCAGCACGCUGGAGGGGCGACCCUCGGCCCGGGAUCUGGACGCGUCGCCCGUGCUGCAGGACUGGGUGACGGCCACCGAUAUACGCAUUGUCUUCUACCGCCUGCAGCAGCCCGAUCCCCAGGCGCUGCUCAACAUCGACUCGCCCGCCGAUCUCCGCACCGGCAAAUACAGCGUCCAGCUGGCGGGCAACAACAUCGAGACCAUUGGCGCCGCUGCUUCCGCGUCGGCGGCUGCCACUGCGGCAGCCGGACUGCACUACGCCGUCUCCGACUUCUCCGUGGGUGGGCGCUGCAAGUGCAAUGGCCACGCCUCCAAGUGCUCGCCGGAUGCCAGCGGACAGCUGAGCUGCGAGUGCCGCCACAAUACGGACGGACGCGACUGCGAGCGCUGCAAACCCUUCUACUUCGAUCGGCCCUGGGGACGAGCCACGGCACGGGAUGCCAACGAGUGCAAAAGUGAGUACACUGAGAGAAACCAGACACAAGUUUUUACUGAAUUUACAUAUAGAGAGGCUAAUCUAUAUCGAAAUUAG